UGUGGCAAUGCAAGUGUUUUUGCGACAAUUUUAUAAAUAAUUUAGUGAAAUACAGAACAAUUUGACGGAUCUCUGGACCGUCUGUUUAGGUUCAGCGGCUUCGCUGUAACUGAAGUCAAACAUGGAUAUCCCCAGUCCCCCUGAAGAUCAAGAGCUGAGGAAUGUGAUCGACAAGCUGGCCCAGUUUGUUGCUCGGAAUGGGCCGGAGUUUGAGAAGAUGACGAUGGAGAAACAGAAGGACAACCCUAAGUUCUCCUUCUUGUUUGGGGGAGAAUACUUCAGCUACUACAAGUGCAAGCUUGCAAUGGAGCAACAGCAGCAUCCCUCUACCCACGAUGGGGAGGAGUAUAAAUCUGAAGAUAUGUACAACCCGGGCGCCAAAGACGUGGUUGAUAUCCCUCCUCCACCGAUACCGAUGAUCGCUCCACCUCCCAUUCCUCCGCCUGCUACACCCUCCAUCGACGAGCUCAUCCAGCAGAGCCAGUGGAACCUGCAGCAGCAGGAGCAGCAUCUUCAUACACUCAGACAGGAGCAAGUGAGUGCAGCCAUAACUCUGGCUAUGGAGCAGCAGACCCAGAAGCUGCUGCUGGAAACUCAGUUGGACGUAACAGAGUUUGACAACCUGUUGCAGCCCAUCAUCGACACCUGCACCAAAGACGCUAUCUCUGCUGGUAAGAACUGGAUGUUCAACAAUGCCAAGUCUCCACAACACUGUGAACUGAUGACAUCACAUCUUCGCAACCGCAUCACUGCUGAUGGAGCACAUUUUGAACUCCGCCUACAUCUCAUCUAUUUAACCAAUGACGUUCUCCAUCACUGCCAGCGGAAGCAGCAGAAGGAUUUGUUGGCAGCUCUGCAGAAAGUUGUGGUUCCCAUCUACUGCACCAGCUUCCUGGCUGUGGAGGAAGAGAAGCAGCAGAAGAUCACGAGGUUGUUGCAGCUCUGGGAGAAGAAUGGCUACUUUGAUGAUGAGACCAUUCAGCAGCUCCAGAAUCCAGCAUUGGGUCUCGGCCAGUACCAGGCCUCUCUGAUAACAGAGUAUGCUGCGGUGGUGCAGCCGAUCCAGCUGGCCUUCCAGCAGCAGAUCCAGGCUUUGAAGACCCAACAUGAAGAGUUUGUUUCCAGCCUGAAGCAGCAGCAGCAACAGCAGCAGCAGCAACAGCAGCAGCAGCAACAACAGCAGCAGCAACAGCAGCAGCAACAACAACCACAGCCUGCGCCUGUAGCACAGCUAGCUACCCCCACUGAGCCGGAGAAGGCCCCACCCAUGACCACACAAGCUGGGGAUGUGAAGCCUGCCUUGUCCGGUCCUCCUCCAGGAGAGUUUGAUGGAGCUUCCUCCCGAGCACAGGACCCCAGCAACCCCAGUGGACCCUCAGAUAUCCCCUCCAACAAGCCUGGGUGGUAUGACCCCCAGCACAUGGGCCCCUGGAACCCCAACCAGCCGCCUCCUUUUGACCCGAACCAGCCCCCCCCUCCUUGUCCUCCUUGGAACAGCCAUGAGGGGAUGUGGAACGAGCAGAGGGACCCAGGAAACUGGAGCGGGGGUCCACCCAGAGAAGGAGGCCCUUGGAGCGGUCCUGGUGGGUCUGAACCAGGCCCUCCAUCUUGGAACUCAUAUGACCAGCAGCCACCAUGGGGGAACCAGCCUGACCAACCUCCCUGGGGCCAGAGGGAGCCCCCAUUUCCUCCACGCAUGCAGAGACCUCCCCAUUUCAGAGGGCCCUUCCCUCCCCACCAGCAGCCCCCUCCUUUCAACCAGCCCCCUCCUCCACCACACAAUUUCGGACGCUUCCCUCCACGCUUUAUGCAGGAUGACUUCCCUCCCAGACACCACUAUGACAGGCCGCCGUACACCCCACACCGCUUUGACUAUGCUCAGGGAGAAUACCCUGGAGACAUGCCAGGUCCUCCCCCCCACCACCAUCCCAAUCAGAGGCUCCCUCCCCCAGGAAUGGGGGCUGAACAUCCUCCUUGGGGUGGAGGCCAGCACCCGGAUUUUGGCCCACCCCCACACGGCUUCAACGGCCAUUCGCCCCACAUGCGUCAUCGGCAGCAUCCGGUCCAAGAUGACCCAAGUCUGGUGCCAAACGUUCCCUACUUCGAUCUGCCCGCUGGUCUCAUGGCUCCUCUGGUCAAACUCGAGGACUGUGACUAUAAACCUCUGGACCCCAAAGACAUCAGACUGCCCCCUCCCAUGCCACCUAGUGAUCGACUGCUUGCUGCUGUUGAAGCAUUCUACAGCCCCCCAUCCCACGAUCGGCCCAGGAACAGUGAAGGCUGGGAGCAGAAUGGUCUGUAUGAGUUCUUCAGGGCCAAGAUGAGAGCCAGGAGGAAAAAAGGACAGGAGAAACGCAACAGUGGUCGUGGAGGCAGUCGUUCCAGGAGUCACUCUCGCAGCAGAGGGAGGUCGUCAUCUCGCUCCAGCUCUCGCUCCUCAAAGUCCUCCAGGUCACGGUCCCGCUCGUCCCGUUCCCGCUCCCGCAGCCGCUCCCGCUCCUACUCACGAUCUAGGUCCAGGAGCAGAUCCAGGUCAUCUCGGAGUCGCUCUCGCUCCAGAUCCAGAUCCCGUUCACGUUCGCCCACCAAGAGACGCCGUGGCCCCAAAUCUCGUAGCUCCUCCCCUCCCUCCUUACCAGUGCUGGGUGGUCCUCCCUCCAAACUGUCUACAGAUACCAGGCUAGGGGAGGAGAACAAGGGCCACCAGCUGCUGAUGAAGAUGGGCUGGAGUGGCUCAGGUGGUUUGGGGGCCAAAGAACAGGGCAUCCAGGACCCCAUCAAAGGAGGAGAUAUCAGGGAUAAAUGGGACCAGUACAAAGGUGUGGGUGUGUCGUUGGAUGAUCCUUAUGAGAACUAUCGCAGGAACAAGAGCUACAACUUUGUCGCUCGCAUGAAGGCACGAGAGGAAGUGAAUCGGGAACCUCAGGAGGCUCCUCCCACUGACUGAUGUCAUCAACCUCACCAAGGAUCUGAGUUUCAGAAUGGUUUUUCAGAUCUGUCAGAUGUCCAUUCAGGAUUCUAGUCAGCAGCUUCAAACCCUUCCUCCCUCCACAGAUACCAGUGACAAUGCAAAGUACCACCACACCUGUGAAGCUUGUGAAGACGUGCACAACCUUUUUGCUUGGAUGAGUGCCCCUUAGCAGACAGCAUCAGAAUAGCAGAUGCAUUUACACAAGUAACACAGCAGAACAGCCAGGAUUUUUAAUUCAGCAGUCUUUGCAAGGACACUGAAGUGUAGUAGUAGACUGAGACUUCCUCAACAUUUAAGAUAUCUGCAGUAAAGAAAUGGGACAAAUUAUGAGAAAAAAUUGAGAAGAGAAUAAAAAUGAAUGGACCCUCUUUAAUUUAUGCACAGGUCAACAGUUGAAUGGGGGAGUAUGUUAAAUUAUUUGCAUUUUUCAUUCUUUUCAAGUUGCUUAAACGAUUAGUUCACCCAAAUCAGAAAAAAAAAUCUAAUUUACCCCUCAUGGUGUCUCCAAUAAAAGGCUUUCAGUUUUAUUUGCAGAGGAUUUUAACAAUAAUUUCAAUUUAAAAAAAAAAAAAAAAAAAACAAAAACAAAAAAACAACAACUUUUCUUAUACUCACUAUCCAGAUUUAUCAGUGGAAAUCUGUUGUCUCUCUUGAUGAAACUGCUCACUGGUGUCAGAGGUCUUAUUCGUUGACGUCUCAUAACUUCUGUAAAUAAAACUGAAGAUGUCUAUAUUAUAGAGGUCACUAGGAGUAAGUGGAAACAUUUUUUGUCAUUUGUGUGAACCAACUUUUGUAGGAUAAGAAGGUAUGCUGGCUCCUGUUGGUUUUUCACUGCUGAUUAUUGUGAUACUUUUUCAUGUAAUAACUUCUUCUAUAGAGAAAUGUAAGUCUGUCAUUUAGUUGUAGUAUUAAAAUAAAUCCCUCAAUACAAAAAGUCAUAAAUAUGAAUUUGGUUGUAUUUUUCUCUACAAAUACACAAAUCUUAA
This is a messenger RNA of Seriola dumerili (greater amberjack), 3957 nucleotides long. RefSeq names its product calcium homeostasis endoplasmic reticulum protein (gene cherp). Gene Ontology annotation, molecular function: RNA binding. Gene Ontology annotation, cellular component: perinuclear region of cytoplasm. Bases 122 to 2947 code for a protein of 941 amino acids. Lineage: Eukaryota; Metazoa; Chordata; Actinopteri; Carangiformes; Carangidae. The transcript has 20 exons. Gene Ontology annotation, biological process: intracellular calcium ion homeostasis; RNA processing. The record is from RefSeq and is a predicted model, not a curated record.